Molecule: messenger RNA, 1107 nt
Organism: Camellia sinensis
Lineage: Eukaryota; Viridiplantae; Streptophyta; Magnoliopsida; Ericales; Theaceae
Product: bet1-like SNARE 1-1
Source: RefSeq, a predicted model, not a curated record
UACAACUUACAAAAUUAUCUUUACAGCGUAAUUAUCCAGUCUUCUUCGCGGAACAUGUCAUACCACCGUGGUUUUCGCCAAAUUGUAAAUAUUUAUUUCUCUUUCCCAACCUUCCUUGAAUUAAUUAUUAGAUUCUCAAUUCAAUUUUCUUUGAUCUGCACUCAAUUUCGAAGAAGUCUCAAUUUUCUUCGCAUCUCCAAUUGGAAAAUUGGCUACAUUUGAGAUUCACACAAUCACACCGACACUCUUCACUCCAAUCCCAAUCUCAACAAACGAACACGAACGAAUCUGCUGAAUGGUCUCAGCCAUGAACAACCGCAGGGAACGUGGCUCUAGAGCAGCACUCUUUGAUGAUAGCAUCGAGGAGGGUGGUAUUCGGGCCUCUUCCUCUUACUCUGGAGAGAUUGAUGAGCAUAGCAAUGACAGAGCUAUAGACAGCCUGCAAGAUAGAGUCAUCUUUUUAAAGAAAUUAACAGGUGACAUACAUGAGGAGGCAGAGAGCCAUAACCGUAUGCUGGACCGGAUGGGCAAUGAGAUGGAUUCAUCAAGGGGAAUCAUGUCAGGAACUAUGGAUCGGUUCAAGAUGGUUUUUGAGAAGAAAUCAAGUCGGCAAAUGUGUAAACUCGCGGCAUAUUUUGUAGUUUCUUUCUUCAUUAUCUACUAUGGCAUUAGGGUUCUUGGAUUUUUCAUGUCUGGUUGAACUUUAAAGUUGAAUUUUGAAGUGGGCCCAAUGAAGAUUUUGAUGCUAAACAGGAGUAGAACAAAGCUAUUCUUCUCAUUGCUUAUGGUAAGAAAGGUUAUCAGAAAGCAGUGUGUUUGGUUAUGAAGUAGGUUAUUCCAGUGAGAACUGAUGAGAGCCAGAAUUUUUAUGCUGAAAUGAAUUGCCAUUAAUUCCUGGUGAUUUGGCAUAUGUUUGGUUGUGUGAGUUGGUAUAAUUCUAUACAGAAUUAUUGUUGUGAUGUCUACAACAUUUUUGCAUGAAGCUGUUUGGCUACAUGGAAAUGCAAAUUUGUAGGAAUUGACAACCGAUGUGUUCCCAUUAUUCUUUUGCUGAUUGAAUGAUUUGCUAUGAUGUUUUAAUAGAUGUUCAAAGAGAAUUUAUAACUA